Molecule: messenger RNA, 1304 nt
Organism: Cydia amplana
Lineage: Eukaryota; Metazoa; Arthropoda; Insecta; Lepidoptera; Tortricidae
Gene: Lsd-2
Product: lipid storage droplets surface-binding protein 2
Exons: 6
Coding region: 175-1092 (305 amino acids)
Biological process (GO): lipid storage; positive regulation of triglyceride storage
Cellular component (GO): lipid droplet; cytosol
Source: RefSeq, a predicted model, not a curated record
CAGAGCGUCAUUCAUUCCGUGAAGUGCUAAGAGAAGAGACAGUUGUGCUAAUAUUAUUCGUAGUAAUUUUAAAUAUUUCAAGUGAUUUUUACCAGAAGACAACGUGUAUUUUUAAAAGUUUACGCAUUAUUCUUAUUGUGAAUUUUAUAGAAGAGGAAAAUAAGGAAUUUUAAGAUGGCUACAGAAGUGAGCACAGCUCCGAUGGCGUUGCCGCAGCUACAGAGUGUACAGAAGGCCAUGGCCAUCCCCACGGUGGGGGCAGCCGUUGGGCAGGUUGGAGCGCUAUACACCAGAGUUAAGGACGCACACAGCCUGUUAGAAUGGGCGCUCUCGACAGCAGAGGCAGGUGUCACCCUCGCGGCCCACACAGCAGCCCCAUACGUGUCAGCACCCCUCGCCGUUGGAGACGCCAAAGUUGCCGGAUACAUUGACGCCCUCGAGAAGAAAGUACCCCUAGUCAAUGAACAGCCACAGGUCAUUGUGGAGACUACAAAGAAGGCUGUGCUGACAAAAAUCUCACCACAUGUCAAUAAGGUUGUAGGCUGCCGCGUGGCCGCCGAGCAACGCGUGAAGUCACUCAAGGAGCUCUCCUGGGCCAAAGCCAACGCCCUUCUCAACACAGCUUACGGCCAGAAGGCGCUCAUUAGCGUAGACAGUGGCGCCACCUACGCUAUGCAACUCUUGGACCACUACUUACCCCCUGUAGGACCUCAGGAGGAAUCUGUUGAAAUAGUGGCAGCAACGAACGACCCAGCGCUCCACACUGUUCAGACGGUGGGCCGGCUCAGCGCCGUCGCGGCGCGCCGGGUGUGGGCCAACCUGGCCUACAAGGUCAACGAGCUCAGGCAAUCUGGUAUAGACUUCGAUGUGACUCGCUACCUUAAAGCUUUGCUGGCCGCUCUCCAUCUAGCUUCAGUCACCAACCUGCUGCACCAAAAAGAGGUAGCCAAGGAACAACCGAGCAGCCCCGCAGAGCCCAAGACCUCGGCAGCCCCCCCGGAGACCCACCAAACUGCCCCCACCACCGCCAACAAGGUCAAGUCCACCCCUGAAGGCAAAUCCACAAACCAUUCCAAAAAUAAGUCCAACUAAACUUUUUAUUACUAUUAACAUGCUACAAUGUCGGUAUACUGGCUUUAUCCACAUUGUUCUAGCUGUAAGGAAAGCACUAUUUUAUAAUUUUAAUUGUAUUUAAAAUUGCUAUAAUUAUACACCGCCUAGCGUUUCGAUAAUGAUAUUGGAUUGUAAUGCUUUUUAAUAUUUGGAAAAAUGUAUUUACAAUAAAACAAUUUGUAUUUUAUAAA